Molecule: messenger RNA, 8354 nt
Organism: Podarcis lilfordi (Lilford's wall lizard)
Lineage: Eukaryota; Metazoa; Chordata; Lepidosauria; Squamata; Lacertidae
Source: the annotation of a GenBank genome assembly
AUGCCCAGAGAGGCAGGAAGCAGGGCCAGCCAGGGGGACUCGGGAGCGGCUGCACUUUCCUGUCCCCCGCCGAGGAGAGCGGAGGAGCAGCGGCCCGUGGCCUGGCGAGUUUCCCCGGAGAGGAGCCGGAUUCCGCUGCAGGGACGGAGCGAGGAGUCCGAGGUGCAGGAGGCGGGGGGGGGGGGCAGGAGGGGGAGGAGAGCACGUGCGCCUGGCAGGAUCAGGCCCCGACUCCAGCCAGAGGCUGCAGGGCGCCCCCCCCAACCGGGCAGGAAGGGGAAGGGGCGCAGCUGAGGGGCAGGGCAUCUGCAGGAGGGCACAGGGGCAAACAUCUCUGGCUCAGGCUGGCACGGACCCUGCCGGAGACCCUGGGGAGCUGCUCCCUUCAGUCCUGAGCUCAAGGGGCAGAAUGAGGGGUCCAAGGCAGCUGCUGCUCCGCGAUGGACGAUGCAUAUAGUCGUCCCAUGAUCAGCGGCGUCGUUGGGGCUUUUGCCUCCCGGGGCGGUCACUGAGUCUGCCGCCCCUCUCCCUGUCCCUCACCCGUCCUCCCUCCGCCCCGACUGUCCUUCCCUCUCGCCUGCUUCUGCCUCCCUGCGGGGGCUGCAAGGGCGAUGAGUGGGUUCCUGGGGCCGCAGCACAGGCACAAGCUCACGCUCUCCCACCGGCGGAGAGGGAAGGGGAGGCAGGGGGGAAUGGAAGAGCAGUGCAACAGGGAGGUGUCCCUCUCACCCUGCAGCCCCCUGACACCCUUUGCAGGCCACUACUCCUGCCCCCCCUCCUCUGCCAGUGCCAUUGAUAAACCUAUCGCCCUCCUUGGUGAAUUGGUCUGAUCGCCUUUGAAAGCUCUCUUUGCCACCACCAUCGUCGCAUCUUGUGGCAAUAAUGUCCAUCAGAUUCAUUUAGCAAGGAAAUGUUUUCUUUUGCCUGUCCCAAAUCAAGGUACGCUGUGCCUACACAUGGAGGCUCUGUUGUUCUGUCACGGCUAAUAAAACAGCUCAUAGAUCUUUUCCCUGGAGAAUGCAUCUGAUCUUUCCCCAAACUAUCAAAGCUAGUGACCUCUUGUGUCUGCGUGUGAAUAAGUGUGACAGGCAUAAGCCUGUCUCAUUAAUUGUUUUAUUUCCACCUUCCUCAGUAAUACAGCUGAGUUUUCAGAUGAAGGCUGAGGGUUGAAGUGGGUGACAGUUUUGAGAAUGCAGGGGAAAGGAGGAUUCUUAAGAAGUGUGGCAUAUGGAAAUGAAUUAAUGAUAAUAAAAACGUUGAAGACAGUAUUGUGAAAGACUGAGGAAGGCGAAAUUGAAAUUAGCUAUUCAUGUUCAGAUUAUUACUCCUUUCAUUUCUAUACUGCUUCAUAUUUUUAAGAAAAAAAUCUAAUUAGUAAUUAGAGAGAAAUCUGAUUGCAAUUUGUGUCCAUUGGAUGUUGAGAACAUUUACUCUGUAGAUCCAGGAGUUCUCUCCUCUUGAUAGUCUCAGAUUUGAUUGUUCUUUCUGAUAGAGCAGAAGGAACGAAACAUUUAUGGGCUUAAAGCUGCAUUGAUUCUGGAGGCCACAUUCCAGUGAGCUUUGUGGCCAACGUAUGCACAUGCAUGCGCACACAGAAAAGAGAUGCAGACCAUAAAGUCACAUGCCCACACGCCAGAGGUGCUGCACAAACUCACCAGACAUGCCAUCUAGCAUACAUACAAGUCUUGCAAACACAAUCAGCAUGUUUAGACCUUCCAACCCCAGUUCUGGGGUGGGGAAAAAUAAGAGCACAAGAAGACCCUUCUGAAUUAGCAAGGAGAUCUGUGGAAAAAAGACCCUUCAGAUUGUUCUUUAGAAAUCCUCUUUAAAGAGCAGCCAGAGGGAUCAUUUAUUUUCCUUUUGCCCCAUUUCAGCACUGUGCUGGUUUGUGCUGAAAUUGGAGUUGAAAAGAUCUCUCUAAGGGCCCCUUAGGCAUCUUUCUCUCCGGGACAGACAGAGAUCUUCAUCCUAUGAUCAGAUCAGGAGAUGGAAAUGGCAGGGACUAGCAGGACACACCCUGAGGCUUGGCAAGCCAUAUGCAGCCAAUGGACUGCAAGUUAGAAUAUCUUCAGUAAAGAGUUUGUGACCAUCAAAUAUAAAAUAUUUUGGAGUGGGUUGUUUGAUUUUGUUGGUCAAUAUUCCUUUUGCCUCUUUGUUUCUUAGACUGUGCAGAUACCAUACAUUUAAAGCACGUGGCUUCCCCCAGAGAACCACAGGACCUGUAGUUUAUUGCUAGAGUUCUCAACACCCCUAACAAACUGCAGCUGGCAGGAUUUCUUGGGUGAAGCCAUGUACUUUAAAUAUUAGCUGGGUCUGUUGCAGCCUUAUUCAUAUACAAAGAUCUGUUGCUGCCUUUCCAACAUGCUAGAAGUUGCAGCCAGGAUCAGCAUUCCCUGUCCACUUAACAGGCUCAGUCCUCUCACUGGGUUGUUUUUGGAUUUCCCUCCCUCUGCCUUGGUUCCCCCCCCCCCCAAAUAUUAUUUGUACUUCCAUAAACCUUGAUGUUUCCCCCAGUCUUUGGAUAACUUCCCCUUCUCCCUGGGAGGAGCCGUUUGGGUGACAUAAUGAUUGUCAUUCACAGCCUGAACAUUAGAAAUAGAAAGAGUAAUAAUAUAUUUCAAAAACUGGCAAAUGGUUAAAAAAUGGACUUUUGUUUUUAUUCUUGGGUUUUAUUUUACUUUGUGUUUAUUUCUUUUCCAGGAGGGUGGCGUAAAAAUGGAAGAGCAGGGACCCAGGAGACCCAUUCAAAGGGAGAGACUGAAGUACAAAGGAAAGAAACCUCCUACCGGCCAAGUUGGGACCAUCAGGGAUCUUCUGCCUCGGGCAGAUUUAUGUCAGAUUAAGCAGGAGCCAGAGGAGGGGCAGCCGCAGCAGCACUGGGAGGCCCAGAAGCAGGAUUUCCUGAAGACGAUGCAGCCCCCUCGUUCAGGGUGGGAAACCCCACAGGCUCCCUGUCCUCCCCACUCCGGGGAUGGUGUCCUCUCCUUCAGGGGAGCUGCGGAUGCCAGUGGGAAAGCAGGGGGAGCAGACCAGACCCUGCUCCCAGACACUGAGGGGCUUCUGGGAAAGGUAAGUGCCCUCCUCUCACCUGGGUUUCCAGCACCUGGAGGUCACAGGUCCACUGCCUCUCGACAGCUAUGGUGGUGGUUAUUCCUCCUCCCUGCACUUUCUCUCUAAUCCACUUUAAAAAGGCUUGCUAGACCAAACUUUCUUACACAUGGGAGGUUUGCGAUCAUAUCUCCUGAUGUUCUUACUUUACUUAAACAGCUGCAGGGGACUCUGAAUUUUAUCAGAGCAGAAGCUACGUCAGAAGAGGUGAUCUGCCACCAAUCCUCAUUUUCCUCCUCUAAAUUGCCUUCAUUUCCAAAAUGCUCUUUUCUCCCCACUGAGGUAAAUCUCUUUGCAUGUCUUGCAGCCUCAGCGAUCCCAUGUGUACUUGCAUUAAAUAACACUGGCCUAUUUUGCAAGGUUGUUACAAGAUUUAUUAGGAUAAUGGUCAGGUUCAGGUGACUGAAUCACAGCCUGAAAAUCUGGGUUAAAAAUAGGAACAGUUAUUAAUGCAUUGCUGCAGCAAAGAUACGAUACAACCUAAGUUGACUCAAGAUUAAAACCAAAAACUCUAGCCACCACCGCAGUCUCCUGGCCCCCACAACCAGAAUGCAUCACUCCAUGAAGGACCCCCACCCAACCUUUAGUGAGAGAGGGCAAAAGAAAAAGACUCUAAAUGGGUAGUUGCACAAAUUUACCAGGUGUGGUCCUGCACUGACAGCAAGGCUAACAAACAGGGGAGCUGGGAAUGUGCUGGUCCCAUCUCUCCCUGCAUCUGCCUCCUGACCUAAUUGUCCCAGCUUAUCUCAUGAUUGGGCCGGCCCUGAUUUGGAACUGUGAUGAAACCAGGCAAUAUCUUAUGAGCCAUAGGUAACAAACCUUCCAUUUUGCCCAAACCAGGAAACUGCAGCUGGCAGCUUUGGAAUAAGCUGGGAUAUUAAGCUAACUUCAAAAUCUGCUUGGUCAAAACAGGAAUCUCUGGUUGAUCAGUGGCUUCGUGGUUUGACUGUUCCCACUGAUAGCAGUAAAAAUAGGAAGCCCUGUUGCAUUCAAAGGGGUUGUUUGGACAGAGUCUCUGAUCAGCAUGCCAAUCAGGACAGGCUUAAAAAGGUAAAGGACCCCUGACCAUUAGGUCCAGUCGUGGCCGACUCUGGGGUUGUGGAGCUCAUCUCGCUUUACUGGCCGAGGGAGCCGUCGUACACUUUUCGGGUCAUGUGGCCAGCAUGACUAAGCCGCUUCUUGCGAACCAGAGCAGUGCACGGGAACGCUGCUUACCUUUCUGUCAAAGCGGUACCUAUUUAUCUACUUGCACUUUGAUGUGCUUUCGAACUGCUAGGUUGGCAGGAGCAGGGACCGAGAAACGGGAGCUCACCCCGUCACAGGGAUGCAAACCGCCGACCUUCUGAUCGGCAAGUCCUAGGCUCUGUGGUUUAACCCACAGUGCCACCCACGUCCCACGAUAGGCUUAGGAAGCAAUUAUUAUUAUUAUUAUUAUUAUUAUUACUUUCUUCCUGCCUAUCUGACUGGGUUACCUCUGCCCAUCUGGGUAGCUUCCAACAAUAUAAAAACAAGCAAAAAUUUCCCUGUAAAAGGCUGCCUUCGGAAGUCUUCCAUUUCGUAGAAAUGGCCUUCAGUUUUAAAGAAUCGCCCUCUUUAAGGAAUCACGUGGUGUAAACAUGUAUGUUGUCCUCUAGAUCCAAACACACACAGACACACACAUAGUAGGAGCAAGCAGUGCUCCAAAGUGCUUAUCUUGCGAACUUGCCGUCUAAGUUGUUUACUCCUGACCAAAGUUCCUGUUUCCCAAAAGGACAGGAGGGGGAGCAGAGGAGGAAACGGAUGGGUUUGAAGGCUCUUUCUGCCUCUCUCCCCUGAGAAACAAGAGCAAAGGGUGUUUGCAGGGCAGGAGGACAGAGGAAGAGGCAGCGAGGGCAGAGGGAGCAGUGGGCGGAUCCCCCGCCUCUCCCAAGGGGUCCAGAUGCAAGCAAGGGGCUUCCUUCUUCUCUCUGCAAGGGCUACCCAUGUAUUCAGAGCAGUCCUUUGCAGAUUAACUUUUAAGUUCCCAGGAAUCUACUCUCAGGCCACUAAUGUGCAUACCAUGCCAGCCUUAGGAAGGGAGGUGGGACAGGGAGGUGAAAAGAAUUGCCAAAGGUGUUUGAAAAUGCACCUUGGGAAGGGGGUGCCCUUGGGAAGGGGGUGCCCAAUUGGGGCUUCUCCAGGGGCAGUAGAAUGUCUUGGGCAGGAGAAUCCCUGCAGGGGCUCUCAGACUCCCUUGGCUUCUUCUUCCCUCCCUCCCAGGAAGCUGCAACUUGCUCUGGAUUCUGCACUCCUCAGGAAGCUGAACCUGCAAACCUAGCUGAGACUGAACCUGCAACCCUGGCCAGGAUGGAAGGAGGAAGAUGGACGGGUGACCUGGUCAGGCUCUCUCCCGCAUCCCUCCCCACAAACUCUGAGCAUUCCCUCCCAGGACCCUUGGAGAAAUCUGGUGAGUUCCAGGGGAGAGGAGAUGGGGAGAGGGAUAGAUGGAUGGUGGAGGGAGAAAGAGGAAAAGAUGGAGAGGAGACAAAUGGAAGGAAGUUCCUGACAGGAAGAAGGAAGGGGUGAGGCCUUCUCCGAAGCAGCUCUUUGUUUCUUGAAUCCUUUUCCUAAAGUAGUGGGGGCAGAUUUUCUUCCUCCAGGCUUUGAAAUCUUAGGUGUUAUUUCCACGGUGGGAAUAAUUGAUGAUAAUGAUGUUGCACACCAAUCCUAAAAAAUGGGUGAAGGGGAACAGAAAUGCUUCACAUAAUUAUUUAUAAUUAAUGUAUUUAAAUUGUUUCUAUUACUCUUAUUUUUUAUAGACAGGGUCAGAAUGAUAAAUUCUACCAGCAUCAAAACACAAUAAAUGCAUGCACCUCCCCAGUUUGGUGGGGUUAAGGGACAAAGGACCAGUUAUCAUAAUACAGGAUUCCUGUAACUGGAGGCCCUACACUUAGGAUUGGGUAUAUAAAGUACAAGAGCGGAUGGUAUUAUAAGGAAAUUGUGUAAAUCUUACAGACUGGGGUUGUUUGUGAGAGUGAGUGAGUGGGAUAAUAAUUUUAGCGCCCCUGUGUAAUGGCUUGGUUCUCCCGCACAGACGCGAAACAACUCCAGUAGUAAUUAUCUCAGGCUUAAUGCUCAAACUCAUAAAUCACUGUGGAGCUCAGUCUUCGGCCUGUUCAUCCCAGCUUGCAGUUGCCGAGUCCUCCAGCAAAGAAGCCCCCACUUUCGCUUUCUUUUCCCCUCUUCUCGCAGAUUCUCUCGAGCCUCCGAUUGUUUGGACAGGCUAUUUCCGGGGUCUCUGUGUCAGACCUCAAACUGGAGCUGACGGUCUGUGUCCCCCCCCCCACGGCACCCCCUCUUCCUGCUCUUUGUUCUUUGCUCCUGCUGCAGCUUGGCUGCUCCUCCCCUGCUUCACAUUCCAACCGAAUCACAUCUCUUGCGUUCUCAGGCUCUGUCAGCGGAGGCACAAGAGGCUUGAGAUUCACAGAGCUGACACCCUGUAAUUUUGUCCGUGCCUAAGCCUCCAUGGAGAUACUGUGGUACAACCUAGGUGCAAAUUUCAACAUAAGUACACAAAGCCAACAAAGAGACUCAGAGGUUUAUAGUGGCACCAGCUUUCCUGGUCAAGAGUCCACUAAGUACCACAGAAGCUUAGGCAAUAAUACAUUUAUCAGCCUUUAAGGGCUGCAAAAGAUGAAUAAACAGAAGCGUAGUUCAUCUAUGGAAUCUAUCCUACAGGAGACAGUGAUGGCCAGCAACAUGGAUAGCUUGAAGAAAAGGAUAAGACUGACGUCUCUGCUCUGCCCUCGUGGUCCAGGCAAUAAUGCUUCUUGAUACUAGUUUCUGGAAAGCACAGGAAGGCAGAGAAGACUCUUGUGCUCCAAUCCUGCUUGCCGGUUUCCCACAGGCAUCUGGUUGGCCUCUGUGAGAAGAGGAUGCUGGACUAGGUGGGCCUUUGCCUGAUCCAGCAGGCUCUUCUUAGGUUCCAAUACAUUGCAAUAUUUCUACAGUUACAUGUAGCACUUAAGUUUUAUUUAUUUCACAAGGGAGAUACCGUUACUUUACCCUGAGAUCAUUUCUUCACUUCAGAAAGUAAAAAUAGAUGUGUCUAAAAAGCCAAUUCCACCAUAGAUCUGUAUUAUAAAAUGAUGGUGCUUUGCCAAGUGUGAAUGGAGUGAUCAUGUGUUGCUCUUGCCAUUAUCUCAUAUUAAUUCCUAAAAAUUUGAAACCUAGAGAGGACAGUGGAGAAUGGAGACAGUGUUAAAAUGAGAGAAGGUGCAGACUGGGAUUGACAUGUGUGCAGUUCCCUUUUUGUCUUUCUUGAAAGUCUAACAGGAUUCUCUUUCCUCCCAGACUCCCAAACAGGUGAGGAAGAUGAAAGUCAGAAUUCUAUGGAGCCACAUGUGAAUUUAUUGGGAAGAAGAAAGAAACUGAGGAUACAACAACAAACUCACAAAGGAGAGAAACUAUUUGAAUGUAUGGAAUGUGGAAAGGGCUUCAGUGAAAGUGGAAAACUUAGAAUAUAUCAACGAACUAAUACGGGGGAGAAAAGAUUUGAAUGUUUUGAAUGUGGAAAGAGCUUCAAUGACCGUCAAACACUUAGAAUACACCAACGAACUCACAUGGGGGAGAAACCAUUUAAAUGUAUUGAAUGUGGAAAGACCUUCAGUCAAUAUGGAGUCCUUAGAAUACAUCAACGAACUCACACAGGGGAGAAACCAUUUAAACGUAUUGAAUGUGGAAAGAGUUUCAGUCAAUAUGGAGUCCUUAGAAGACAUCAACGAACUCACACUGGGGAGAAACCAUUUAAAUGUAUUGAAUGUGGAAAGAGCUUCAGGCAAUAUGAAGUCCUUAGAAGACAUCAACGAACUCACACUGGGGAGAAACCAUUUAAAUGUAUUGAAUGUGGAAAAAGCUUCGGUAAGAAUGGAGCACUUAGAGUACACCAACGAACUCACACAGGGGAGAAACCAUUUAAAUGUAUUGAAUGUGGAAAGAGUUUCAGCGAAAGUGGAGCACUUAGAAUACAUCAACGAACUCACACAGGUGAGAAACCAUUUAAAUGUAUUGAAUGUGGAAAGAGCUUCAGUCAAAGUGGGGCACUUAGAAUACAUCAACGAACUCACACAGGGGAGAAACCAUUUAAAUGUAUCGAAUGUGGAAAGAACUUCAGUCAUAGUGGAGCACUUAGAAUACAUCAACGAACUCACACAGGGGAGAAACCAUUUAAAUGUAUCGAAUGUGGAAAAAGCUUCAGUGAAAGUGAGAAACUUAGAAUACAUCAAUGA